AUGCGUAUUACCGACAUUCUUCGAGCUACUUUGGCUCUCACUCUUCUUGCAUCGGGAUCCGCUUCGUCCACCGUGGACGAGUCACAGUCAACAAGAUUGCUCCAGUCGCUUGAUGCAGUCCAGAAAGGCGGCCUUAACGAAAACCGAAAUCUACGAUCCGAUACCCCAAGGCAUGAUCUCGACUACUCUACAGAAGAAAGAGGCAAAACCUGGACACAGUUGAAGAACUUCUUAUCAAUGUCUGCUGACGAGGAGAGCAAGAUAAAAAAGCUGGCGACUACGUUUGCGGGUUACAAGGCCGACGAUUUGAUAGAGUACGACGUCUACAAGAUUGCAAGGAAACAAUUGAAGUACUCACGCGAGAGCAGUGAAGCUGAAGUCAGUGAAGCGGACGAGAUACACAGCAAUGGUGAUGAUGAGUUUGAUGCGGGAGAAGCAGAUGAAGAUGGUGAUUUUGCAUUGAGCGAGCACUCGGACAAUCAGGACGAGCAGGAAAACGAAGUGGAGAUUCCAGAUCCUGCGAACACCGAAGAACCCUCUGACAGUGGAGAAGAAGAGGCUGCCGUCGAAGUAUCCGACGAAGAGCCAAAAGCGAACGCUGAACUAGGCGACAACGAGCUCGAAGGCGUAGAAGACGACCAUCAAACGUGCACAGGCAGUGAGGACGAGACGUGGACCCCGCCACCAAUUAUCACUGGGAAGCGCCGUGAUCGUGAAGACGAGGAAUCUGCCCUAAGUGGGGAGGCCGAUCAGAAGCGAUGUCGCAGUGGUCUCGUCGCCGUGUCAGAAGAUGACGAAGAGACAGCACUGGAAGAAUUCUAUGGAUACAUAUAA
Phytophthora nicotianae INRA-310 is the source of this 834-nucleotide messenger RNA. RefSeq lists its product as hypothetical. The transcript has 3 exons. The record is from RefSeq and is a predicted model, not a curated record. Bases 1 to 834 code for a protein of 277 amino acids. Lineage: Eukaryota; Oomycota; Peronosporomycetes; Peronosporales; Peronosporaceae.